This is a messenger RNA of Suncus etruscus (white-toothed pygmy shrew), 2777 nucleotides long. It is a transcript of the gene CDH9, whose product is annotated as cadherin 9. Gene Ontology annotation, molecular function: cadherin binding; calcium ion binding. Gene Ontology annotation, cellular component: catenin complex; plasma membrane; adherens junction. Lineage: Eukaryota; Metazoa; Chordata; Mammalia; Eulipotyphla; Soricidae. Gene Ontology annotation, biological process: cell-cell junction assembly; calcium-dependent cell-cell adhesion; cell morphogenesis. Bases 164 to 2533 code for a protein of 789 amino acids. The record is from RefSeq and is a predicted model, not a curated record. The transcript is spliced from 12 exons.
GAUUCAGCUGUGAAGAGACUCUAAAAAGGAGAGGGGAAGGAAUGAGACCUCAGGAGCACCGGACUGUCAGCGCUGAGCAGGGUUAAGCUCAGUUUUUAUUGCUCACCGAGAGAGGAGAAACUGAUGAUACAUUGAAUUUGAUAUCUUGCUGAAGCCGUAGAUAAUGAGGAUUUAUCAUUGCCUACCAUUAUUCGUCUGGACCUAUUUGUUCCAUACAUUUGAUGCUAUUCAAUUACAAGAAAAAGCUAACAAUUAUUUAUCAAGCAAAAGGAUAGUGGGUCUGACAAAUGAUGAUGGUAAAAUGCUACAUCGCACCAAGCGUGGCUGGAUGUGGAAUCAGUUCUUCUUGUUGGAAGAAUACACAGGUACAGACACACAAUAUGUAGGCAAGCUGCACACUGACCAAGAUAAUGGAGAUGGAAAUUUAAAAUACAUCUUAACAGGAGAUGGGGCUGGCAGUAUUUUUGUUAUAGAUGAAAAUACAGGUGAUAUUCAUGCUGCAAAGAAAUUAGACAGAGAAGAAAAAUCUCUGUACAUUCUUCGUGCCAAGGCUAUAGACAGAAAAACAGGUCGACAAGUGGAGCCUGAAUCUGAAUUUAUUAUUAAAAUCCAUGAUAUCAAUGAUAAUGAACCAAAAUUCACCAAAGAGUUAUAUACUGCCAGUGUUCCUGAAAUGUCUGGAGUUGGUACAUCUGUUUUACAAGUGACUGCAACAGACGCAGAUGAUGCCAAUUACGGUAAUAGUGCUAAAGUGGUGUAUAGCAUUCUACAAGGACAGCCAUAUUUUUCAGUGGAUCCAGAAUCAGGCAUAAUAAAAACGGCAUUGCCUGACAUGAGCAGAGAAAAUAGAGAGCUUUACCAAGUGGUUAUACAGGCCAAGGAUAUGGGUGGCCAAAUGGGAGGUCUUUCUGGAACCACCACAGUGAACAUCACUCUGACGGAUGUCAAUAACAACCCUCCACGUUUUCCCCAGAGUACAUAUCAAUUCAAUUCUCCUGAGUCUGUUCCUCUUGGAACUCAUCUUGGAAGGAUAAAAGCCAAUGACCCUGAUGUGGGCUCAAAUGCUGAGGUGGAAUACAGCAUCGCUGAAGGAGAGGGAGCAGACGUUUUUGAUGUCAUCACUGACAAGGAUACACAGGAAGGGAUUAUAACUGUCAAACAGAAUUUAGAUUUUGAAAAGAAAAUGCUGUAUACUUUAAGAGUAGAUGCAAGUAACACCCACCCUGAUGCACGAUUUCGACACCUGGGACCUUUCAAAGACACAGCCAUGGUGAAAAUAUUUGUGGAAGAUAUAGAUGAGCCCCCUGUGUUCAGUAAAAUCUCUUACUUGAUAGAAGUUGAUGAAGAUGUGAAGGAAGGGAGCAUCAUUGGUCAGGUUGCAGCAUAUGACCCAGAUGCCAUGAACAGUUUAGUAAAAUACUCUGUAGAUCGACAUACUGAUAUGGACCGGAUUUUUAGUAUCCACGCAGAAAAUGGCUCUAUUUUCACUUUGAAACCCCUAGAUAGAGAAUCAUCUCCUUGGCACAACAUCACUGUUACAGCAACAGAAAUAAAUAACCCCAAACAAAGUAGUCAGAUAUCUGUCUUCAUCAGAAUUCUAGAUAUAAAUGACCAUGCACCAGAAUUUGCCAUGUACUAUGAAACAUUUGUUUGUGAAAAUGCAAAGCCUGGAGAGUUGAUUCAGACCAUCAGUGUCAUGGACAAAGACGACCCUCCUCGAGGACACAAAUUCUUUUUUGAACCAGUUCCAGAAUUUCCUCUCAACCCAAACUUCACAAUUGUAGAUAAUAAAGAUAAUACAGCAGGUAUCAAGACUCGGAAAGAUGGGUAUAGUCGCAACAAAAUGAGCACCUAUCUGUUGCCAGUUUUAAUCUUCGACAAUGACUACCCAAUCCAGAGCAGCACCGGCACCCUGACCAUCCGUGUGUGUGCAUGUGAUAGUCAAGGGAACAUGCAGUCCUGCAAUGCAGAGGCCUUGGUCCUCGCAGCUGGCCUGAGCACAGGAGCUCUCAUAGCUAUUCUCCUUUGCAUCCUCAUCCUGCUUGUUUUAAUUGUGUUGUUUGCGGCAUUGAAGAGGCAAAGGAAAAAGGAGCCUCUAAUCAUUUCUAAAGAUGAUGUCCGGGACAACAUCGUGACCUACAACGAUGAAGGUGGAGGGGAAGAAGAUACACAAGCUUUUGACAUAGGAACAUUGAGGAAUCCAGAAGCAAGGGAAGACAGUAAACUUAGAAGGGAUGUCAUGCCUGAAACGAUUUUUCAAAUUAGGAGAACAGCACCCCUCUGGGAAAAUAUUGAUGUCCAAGAUUUUAUCCAUCGACGAUUGAAAGAGAAUGAUUCAGACCCAAGUGCUCCUCCCUACGACUCCCUGGCCACAUAUGCCUAUGAAGGGAACGAUUCCAUUGCAGAAUCACUGAGUUCUCUAGAAUCUCUCACCGCAGAUUGCAAUCAGGAUUACGAUUACUUGAGUGAUUGGGGGCCUCGGUUCAAAAAACUCGCUGAUUUGUAUGGCGGUGAUGACAGUGACAGAGAUUGAGUAUUGUCUACUUAACCAAUGUUAAUCGAAUUACUCUCUUUGUUCUUAGAUUGAGUGGCCUGCUGUUCUCUUCCUUGGAGGAAAUUUCUUUAAAAUUGAAGUUACAUACAAUACAUAGGUGUUGUCUUAGUAAGGAUUUCCUUAACCACUAAGUUUCUGUGAAUGAAUAAGAAUGAAUAGAAAUUUUAAAAAGUAAUACUAACCAGUCCGCCCUCUCUGCCUAAGGAUCUCUGAAGGAAAGUAU